AUGACUUUGAAUCCUUACAAUUCUACACCAAGAACUUCAUCAACUCCAGAAGGGAGUAAUAUUACAGUAGAAGGUGAAUUAGACCGGCAGGCUGGUUAUUCGUUUAACAGACAUAAUAGGAACGAAAGUGAAAUUACGGUUGAAAGUUCAGCAUUUUCAUCAGAUAGUGAAACAGAAGAGAAUCAUAAAAGGCUGAAAAGAAAAAAAAGGGUAGUCAGUGAGACGAACAGCCCCCCUCCCAAUAGAAAACCAUUUAAGAUGUGGUUGAUAAAGUUAUUUUCGUAUCUUCCGUGGAGUAAAAAAACUAAAAAGUCAAAGGAUCCAUCGUCUUCGUUACCAACGCAUACGGUGCAGAAAGAGAAAGAAAAAAGGAGUUGCUGUUCGAUCUUUUUAUGGAUAAUGAUAAUAAUGUUAUUAUCAUCAAUAAUGGCCAAUUUAAUAGCUUUAGAUAUCAUGUAUGUUCGCAUACCAUCGCAAAACGAAACAACGGUGGUACAAGAAGACAACACUUCAGCAGUGGUAUGCUCGACCCUUCUUGGAUCUCCAGGGGAACUUCUUAAGUUGUUCCCUUGCGACCAAUGUUUGAACAGCGGCAAGCAAUUUUACAACGUAACUUCAUUCUGCGUAUUAAAAAGCAUCUGGUUGAAUUCGAUUAAUCAAACACGGAUGGAGGCUCUCAAUUGGAUGAAAGAUAGCAACUAUUGUGGAUGGGGUGGUGUCAAAUGUGACGAUUCAAAAAAUAUUAUUGAGUUAAAGUUCACGUUCCCAUUCGUUGCAAGAGCGAUUACUUCUGUAAUAGGCGAAUUAAAUACAUUGAAGAAGUUGACGAUAACUGGCGAUGGUAAAGUUCCAAACGGCGCUUUACUCGCAAAUUAUUUUAAAUUGGAAAACUUAGAAGAGAUGAGCUUAAUAUCUACUGGGUUCACUGGACCCAUUCCAAAUAAUUUGGGUAAAAUGACUUCGUUAAGAAGUUUAAAAAUCGUUAAUAAUACCCAAUUGGGCGGCCCAAUUCCCAGUGAAAUAUCUUCUUUGAAGUCCUUAAAGGAAUUGGAUUUAAGUAAUAAUCAGUUGUCUGGAGCCAUUCCUGAAUCACUUGGCACCUUGGACCUAAAUAAUUUAUCUUUAAGUGGUAAUUCCUUGACCGGCGAUGUUCCGAAUAAUAUUUGUCAGAAAAGUUAUGCGAGUUGCAACUUGGCUAACAAUCAAUUAACUGCCACAAACUGCGGAGAAUGUUCUUUUGCUGACCCAAGCCAAUACUUGGUUAAAACUGGUGCACUUGUCAAAGAUGUUUCCAUCAAGAAAAAAGGAUGGGUACUACCAUUUCAAAGGUCAACGUUCUUUGAUAUAACUCCAGCGAACUACACGUUGCAAUUACAAGCGAUGAGUGCUGAAAAAUUGGAAUUCAAUCUUCCCGCAGUAUUUACCAUUGGUCCAAAGGAUGAGCAAAAUUCUUUGGAGCGGUACGCAAAACUUUUGGCGGCAAAUGAUAAGAACAGUGAUCACGUGAAGGAAUUGGUUCGUGGUAUUAUUGAAGGUGAAACUAGAGUUAUUGCGGCCGCAAUGACUAUGGAAGAGAUUUUUCAGGAAAGGAAAGGAUUCAAAGAUCAGGUCAUUAAGAAUGUUCAAGCGGAAUUGGAUCAAUUCGGCUUGUUCAUUUAUAAUGCUAACGUUAAACAACUUCAAGAUACUCAAGGUUCCGAAUACUUUGCUUAUAUGCGAAUGAAAACGCAUGAAGGUGCCGUGAAUCAAGCAAAAGUGGAUGUGGCCGAAGCGAAAUAUCGUGGUGACGUCGGCGCAAAGGACCGUGAAGGUUUAACGCGUCGCGAAACUUCAAAGAUUGAAUCGGAGACAAUUUUGGUGGAAAAUGAACGUCAGGUAUCCGUGGCGCAAGCAAACAUGAAUUUGGCCACCAAAAAGUCGGAAUUUGACCGUGCCACUAAGAUCGCAGCCAUUGAAUCGGAACAAGCGGCAAAGAUUCGUGAAUCUGAACUUCAAAAAGAAGUUGAAGAGCGUCGAUUAUUAUCGGAAACAGAACGUCUUCGGGUACAAUACGUAUCUAAGGCAACAGCUGAAUUCGAAGCAGCUAAAGCCAACGCUAAUGCGCGUUUGUAUGAAAAGCAAAAAGAAGCCGAAGCUGAACUUUAUAAGAAACAAAAAGAGGCAGAAGGUCUAUUAGCAGUUUAUAACGCUCAAGCUCAAGGUAUAAAGAAUUUAAUGGAAGCCUUCGGCGGUGAUCGUAAUGCGGCUAUUCAAUAUAUCAUGAUUGAACGUGGUGUUUACCAACAAUUGGCCAAAGAAAACGCUAGUGCCAUCAAAGGUCUUAAUCCUAAAAUUACUGUUUGGAAUACCGGGAAUGAAGAACCCUCCGCGAAUCCUGUAGCAAAUAUCUUUCAAUCUUUACCUCCACUUUUGUCAACUAUUCAAGAACAAACUGGAAUCAGUCCUCCAAAUUGGUUGGCUCAAAUGCCAAAUAAGUAA
Messenger RNA from Funneliformis caledonium, 2478 nucleotides. The record is from the annotation of a GenBank genome assembly. Lineage: Eukaryota; Fungi; Glomeromycota; Glomeromycetes; Glomerales; Glomeraceae.